AUGGCGUCAUUAGGUCACCUGCGCCGUGCGCUUAUCUUCUCCGCAGCCUUCACCCUUCUCCUUCCCCCCACCGCCGCAACCACUCAGUCGUACGCCAUUGCCCGCGACAAGAACCUACGCGGAGGAGCCGUUCAGCAUAGCAGCACACCAGACUCUCCAGACGGCUUCGGGCAUGCAUCGUCAGAUUCAGAUGAUAGCUACAGCUCGGGGUCGCCUGGUGCGGAAAACGCGGAGGUUCAGGCGGCGAAGAGAGUUUCUGCAGCGGAUGCGGAGGCGGCGGAGGCGCUAGCGGCGUACGAGGAGGCGAAGCGCGCCCUCGCGUCGCAGAAGAUCGAGCAGGAGGAGAUGCGCAUCCGGGCGCUUGAGGCGCGGCAGCAGCAGCGCGACGAGGCGCGCGAGCAGGCGGAGCUGGACGCGGCAGUCGCGGCGGCGGAAGCGGAGCUCCAAUCCGCUGAAAAUUCGCUCAAAGAAGCGCGGCAGGAGCGCAGCGCAAACGCGUCGGCAGGCGCCGCCAGCGCGGUUGACAGAGCCGCGCAGCGGAAGUAUCAGGUAGCGCGGAAGCUUUCCGCCGCGCGCGCCGAGGCGCGCGGGAACCGUCCGUACCUGCAGGAGAUGGAGGCGAACGUGCGGGACUUCGAGGGCACGUUCGUGAUGGCGGCGCGGGAGGCCGGAAUGGCGGCAGUGCGGGUGAAGGCGCUCCGGGCGGAGAUGAUUGAGAAGAUGGAGAGGGCGGCGGAUGCGCAAUCUGCCUUGGUAACACUCGUGAGCGGCGCUACUCCUGUACCGAUACCGACUUCUGCUAUUAGCGAGGCCACAGAGUCUUCUCCUGCCGCCGACCGAGCUGGCUCAAUUCAAGCCGCGACAGAAUCGAUAAUUACAAUUCCGCACCACGUCAUCACCAGUUUCAAGAUACCAGCAGGGAACGCGGAUCCCGUGGCCUUGCUCCGCCAAUUAAAAGCAGCGGCGGUGGCGGCAAAGCAGCUCGCGUACGUGGCGCGCCGCGACCUGGAGGCCAUGGAGAGGAACCUGCGAGACGCGGACCGCAAGGUGGACGGGGUGCACGAGAAGAUUCAACUCGCCAAGAAGCGCGCCGAGCUCUUCGCGGCGCGAGCCCGUGAGCAGCAAGCGGUCGCGGAGGAAAUGGCGGCGGCUGCUGCCGCGGCGACGAAACGCGCGUUUGAAAAUCCAAGCCCCGACGCUGCUCGGAUCCGAGCCUUCGAGGCGAAGAAAGAGGCUCGGGAAAAGAGGCAGGAGCAGGAGAAUGUCGAGGGAGAGGCGGAAGAAGCGGAUUUCCAGGCGAGAGAGGCGGAGAAAGACGUGCGUCAAGCUAAAGAGCGAGCAGCGCAGAUUGCGGAGCUGCUAGUGGAGCAGCGGAAGGUGGCGGAAGAAGUGGCGGCGGAGCGGGAGGUUGCGCGCAAGCGCGCGUACGUGCGGGAGUCGGAGGAAGCGCAGCAGGCGUUGGAUCUCGCGACCGCGAGUUGGUGA
This is a messenger RNA of Closterium sp. Naga37s-1, 1485 nucleotides long. The record is from the annotation of a GenBank genome assembly. NCBI's taxonomy places the organism in Eukaryota, Viridiplantae, Streptophyta, Zygnematophyceae, Desmidiales, Closteriaceae.